This is a messenger RNA of Nerophis ophidion (straightnose pipefish), 2750 nucleotides long. RefSeq names its product dephospho-CoA kinase domain-containing protein-like. The transcript has 5 exons. Gene Ontology annotation, molecular function: ATP binding; dephospho-CoA kinase activity. Lineage: Eukaryota; Metazoa; Chordata; Actinopteri; Syngnathiformes; Syngnathidae. The coding region runs from base 294 to 983 and encodes 229 amino acids. The record is from RefSeq and is a predicted model, not a curated record. Gene Ontology annotation, biological process: coenzyme A biosynthetic process.
CUUGCGCUAGAGGAAGCACAUUGCAGUGACACGCCGUGGUCCGACAUCCGGUUGUUAGCAUGUGGAUGACCCUGGGAGUUCUAGCUCAUUAUAUCACAAGUGUCAAAUACUUGUGUCAUUUUUGCUUGACUGUUAACUUAUAGAGACGGGCUGUUAAAGACAAUGGCUUCGCCUGUUCGUCUAUUUGUGGACGUUUUGACGCUGCCGAUACUUGUGUUAGCAUUCACUUCUUAGCAGGUUUCCACGGUGCUCCACUUUUACUCAUUUAAAGAUCGGCGCACAAUAAAAAGGAGAUGUACCUGGUCGGGCUGACAGGUGGUAUCGCCUCAGGGAAAAGCACAGUGUCGUCGAUGCUGCGGGAUCUCGGGUGUCCUAUCAUUGAUGCUGAUGUCGUGGCCAGGAAAGUCGUGGAGGCGCACACAGCCGCCCACUCGCGCAUCGUCUUCCACUUUGGGCCUGAGGUCUUGCUGGAGAGCGGCGAAAUCGACCGGCAGAAGCUCGGCCGGCUCAUCUUUGCCGACGAGGGGAAGAGGAAGCUGCUCAACUCCAUCACUCACCCGGAGAUUCAUAAAGAGAUGCUUAAGCAGAUUGUGUUUUACUUCCUCAGAGGUUACCGCUACGUCGUGUUGGAUGUGCCGCUUCUAUUCGAAACCAGAAGGCUCACUCAGUUUCUCAACCACACCGUUGUGGUUUACUGUGACCCUGCCACUCAGCUGGCGCGCCUGAUGCAGAGGGACGGCCUCACCCAGGAGGAGGCCGAUCAGCGCCUGGCCGCCCAGAUGCCGCUGAACGAGAAGCGCGGCCUGGCCAGCCACGUCAUUGAGAACUCGGGCACGCGAGAGGACACCCAGCGCCAAGUCCUGCGGCUCCACACCAAGCUGGAGGACUCCAUGGACUUCCUUUUGGUCAGGGUGCUGGCUGUUGCCGCCACUGCCGGUCUGGGCGGGAUCCUGCUGUACGCCGCCAAGCUGCUUUUGUCCUAGCAGAGUCCUGAGGACAAGAAUGUGAGGUGAACACCAGGCGGGCAGGUUAGUUCCACAACAGCCUGGUGUCAUGCUGGUAACAAUGGAGCCACGCUCUCAGAAUAAUUUAGUAGGAUUUCUUACAAAAAUGCACUUUAAAUAGUUGUUCAGUGACAUUUUUGUGCUCUUAUAAAUUUGUGUUAUGAUUCUGUCUAAUGAAAACCAUAAAUUUACACAUACAAAAAUAUGGAAAUACCAUCUUUUGUUCAACUUAAUCCAAAUUGUUCGAAACGUUUCGGUGGCAAUAGAGAUAAUCUAUUGUAAUCAUCAACUUUAACUGUUAUUUAAAACAGUACAGUAGUGAACUAUUUAAACAUUUUCAUUGGUCAUACAAGCGUAAAAAAUAGGCUUAAAGUCUCUCACAAUUGAAUUUGAACAAAAGUUUGUGCAACUUUAGAGGUAUUUUGUAGGUGUCAUCUGACUUAAAUACAAAGGGGUCAUAUUAUGAUUUUUUUUCUACAUUUAGAACACUGCCUUGUGGUCUACAUAGGAUGUAUUGGUAGUUAUUUGGUCAAAAUGUUGCAUGGAUUAUGUUUUACAGACCGUUUUCAAGCUGCUUUCUGACCGUUUCGUCAGGCUGCUCCGUUUUUGUGGGCGGUCUUUUUUUACGUGCCUCCACUUUGACAGCGUCGUCUCCCAGUCACCUUUUUUGUAGUUUUUUUAGUCUGCUUCGAAACAAGUGAAUAGAAAAAGAAGGAACUUAUUGACUACAGUGUUGGACUACUAUGACGGACUCGCGCAAAGCUCUUCAGGUGAACUUUUACCAUGUAUGGAGCUAUCCGCUGACAUCACAAAAGGGGAAAAACGCCACAAAUGGGGCAAACUGCUCAUUUGGAAAAGUAUAAAGGAAGGUAAGAUUGUGUUAUGACUAUCUCUACAAUUCCUCCACGGUUUGAGUUCAAGUUUUUGGGACUUACGCAGGACCCAAAUACACAAAAACAUGUAGCAAUAGGUAAAAAAAAAAGUAGAUUUUGCAUAAUAGAUGUAAAUAGCAGAAUAUUGUCUGAAAAACUUCCCAAUGAAAGUAGCACAUUUGCAGAGGUCGUCGCUCAUGUAAACACAGGUUUUUAUUUUUUGUAAGAUGUCCUACUAAUUCUCCUGAGAACAACGUUUGAGCGCAUUAUUAGCACAACUUGCACUGACAGAUGAAUAUUUAAAAGGUGUCCACAUGCAAUUUUCAUUGGUUUACUCACAUGAACGAUGGAUAAUGAUAGCGUGAUGGUAACAAAUAGGCUUAAUAUAUACUUUACCACCAUCAUUUAUAAAGAAGUUUUAUAGCCACUCCUUUUGUAGCUGAGUAGCUUGAUCUAACCUCCCCUCACGGAAAAAUGUAUGUUUAUUAAUAACUUUAUCUUGACAUGAAGAUUAUUAUGAGAAAGAAUGUAUUGACAAUCCAGUUUUAACUGCAAAGUGAGUGAAUUUAUUGUGUUUUCUUACACUCUAAAAGCUUUCUGUACAUAUACUGAUUCUUCUUUGUCUCUCUUGUGUCUACACUCUUUGUAAAGACUGCAACGCCUCACAUAAACGAUCAGACUAAUGUUUGAAACAAACACAAGCUGUCACAUCUUCAUCCUGAGCAUGCUACAAACUGUACAUAUGGUGGUAAAAACUACAGAAGACUUUUAAUUCAAGUAAAUAGUUGAACAAAAAAUUGUACAGAAACUUUUUCAAUGGGGUUUUAAAUGUGGUAUUUAAACUGGUGCCGAAUUAAACUCUGAAUGAAAUUUG